This is a messenger RNA of Monopterus albus (swamp eel), 6626 nucleotides long. RefSeq names its product Niemann-Pick disease, type C1 (gene npc1). The record is from RefSeq and is a predicted model, not a curated record. Gene Ontology annotation, cellular component: plasma membrane. Gene Ontology annotation, molecular function: lipid carrier activity; cholesterol binding. NCBI's taxonomy places the organism in Eukaryota, Metazoa, Chordata, Actinopteri, Synbranchiformes, Synbranchidae. Gene Ontology annotation, biological process: intestinal cholesterol absorption; cholesterol homeostasis; sterol transport. The transcript has 25 exons. Bases 103 to 3921 code for a protein of 1272 amino acids.
CUCCGCCCCAAAAACAUAAUCCACCGAAGAAGAAGACCAUCAACAAAAUAUGCAAAACUUUCCUUGAGCUGUCAUUUCGAUUUGAUCUUUUCAGUAAGAGGGAUGGGGUUCUUAUCCGGAAGAAGCAUUUUCUACACAGUUUUCUUCGUUAUACUGCUGUCAGAGGGACAUUUUCGAUGGGUUGAAGCCCAGCAUUGUGUGUGGCACGGUGAGUGUGGUGAGUCUGAAAAAGUGCCUGGAAAAAAGUACAACUGUAACUACACCGGUCCUCCCAUCCCGCUAGACAGAGAUGCUUAUGAACUUGUCACGGACCUUUGUCCUGGAUAUGACUAUGGAAACCGAAGUCUCUGCUGUGAUGCUGCCCAGUUGCGAACUCUCAAAGCAAGUCUCCAGCUGCCCUAUCAGUUCCUGUCUCGCUGUCCUGCCUGUUACUUCAAUCUGAUGACCCUCUUCUGUGAGCUGACAUGCAGCUCCCACCAAAGUCAGUUCAUGAAUGCUACCAAGAUCAAUGGGCGUAAUGUGGUGGAAGUACAGUACUAUAUUGGACAAACAUUUGCUAAUGCCAUGUACAAUGCCUGUAAGGACGUCCAAGCACCGUCUAGCAAUGUGAAGGCCUUAUCACUGCUGUGUGGCAAGGACGCAAAGGACUGCAAUGCUACUAACUGGAUCCAGUACAUGUUCGAUAUUAACAAUGGACAGACUCCCUUCCCUAUCAUUCCAAUAUUCUCAGAUGCCCCGGUGUCCGGUUACACUCCCAUGAACAACAAGACGUAUGCCUGCACCGAAGGCUUGGAGGAUGGUUCAGGUCCUUGCUCCUGCCAGGACUGCACAAAGGCUUGUGGGCCCAAACCUGUACCGCCCCCUGUCCCCCAACCCUGGACAAUCUUUGGUGUUGAUGCAAUGACUGUCAUCAUGUGGAUUUCUUACAUGGCCUUCUUGCUGAUUUUUAUGGGAGCUGUACUGGGAGCUUGGUGUUACAGGAAAAGGAGAAUCAUGUCGGAGUAUGGCCCCAUACAGGACAGUAAUGACCCACGGUCUCUCAACAGUGAUGAUUCUGACCAGGUAAAUGCAUCGUGUGGUGAAACUCUUGGCGAACGCUUUGAGAAUGCACUCCGGAUCCUCUUCAGCUCCUGGGGUUCUUUCUGUGUGCGGCAUCCCACUCUGGUCAUACUGAGCAGCCUGGUACUGGUGGGAGCCUCCGCUGGGGGACUGGCCUAUAUGCGCAUCACUACUGACCCAGUUGAGCUGUGGUCGUCUCCCACUAGCCAGGCUCGUCAAGAAAAAAACUACUUUGACAGCCACUUUGGACCCUUCUUUAGAACUGUACAGCUUAUUAUAACCACUCCACUCAGUACCGGUUCCGUGUACUCCCCGUACCCUGCAGGAUUAGAUGUCCCAUUCACAGCUAUACUGGGAAAAGACAUCCUGCACCAGGUGCUGGAUCUGCAGCUUCACAUCGAAGACCUUGUAGCCAUCUACGAGGGCCAAAAUGUCACCCUAAAGGACAUCUGCGUGGCUCCGCUGGCCCCAUACAAUGACAACUGUACCAUCUUGAGUAUCCUCAACUACUUCCAGAACAGCCACUCUGUGCUGGACCACAGCAUAGGAGAUGAAUUCUUUGUAUUUGCUGACUAUCACAGCCACUUCCUCUACUGUGUCAGUGCGCCAGCGUCCCUCAACGACACCACUCUCCUGCAUGACCCUUGCUUAGGCACCUUUGGUGGCCCCGUCUUCCCUUGGCUGGCCCUUGGUGGUUACGAUGAAACAAACUACAACAAUGCCACAGCUCUUGUGAUCACCUUUCCACUCAACAACUACUUGAAUGACUCGGUUAGGCUGGGAAAAGCUUUGGCAUGGGAGAAGGAAUUCAUCAAGUUCAUGAAAAACUUCAGAAACCCCAACCUGACCAUAGCCUUCAGUGCAGAGAGGAGUAUUGAAGAUGAAAUCAACAGAGAAAGCAACAGCGACAUCAGCACCAUAGUACUCAGCUAUGUCAUUAUGUUCGUCUACGUCUCCCUGGCCCUGGGUCACAUUCACAGCUGCAGGAGAGUGAUGGUGGAUUCCAAGAUCUCCCUGGGUGUAGCAGGAAUCCUUAUCGUGCUCAGCUCCGUUGCCGCCUCACUAGGGAUCUUCAGCUAUGCUGGUAUCCCCCUCACCCUCAUUGUGAUUGAGGUCAUUCCUUUCCUGGUGCUGGCUGUUGGAGUGGACAAUAUCUUUAUUAUAGUACAGACAUAUCAGCGGGAUGAGAGGAUGCCUCAGGAGGAACUUCACCAGCAGAUUGGUCGUAUUCUUGGAGACAUAGCUCCUAGCUUGUUCCUCUCCUCUUUUGCUGAGACACUGGCCUUCUUCCUGGGAGCCUUGUCAAACAUGCCUGCAGUGAGGACGUUCUCUCUGUUUGCUGCUUUGGCUGUCUUUAUUGAUUUCCUGCUGCAGAUCAGCUGCUUUGUCAGCUUGCUCGGCUUGGACGCUAAAAGACAGGAGAGUAAUCGGUUUGACGUCGUCUGCUGUGUGACACUGCCUGAAGGCCAGGAAACAAAGACAGAUGGCUUCUUCUUCUGGUUUUUCAAGAAAGUCUAUGCUCCAUUCAUCCUCAAAGAGUGGGUGCGACCAAUAGUAGUCGCAGUGUUUGUAGGAAUGCUAUCGUUCAGUAUUGCUGUGGUGAAUAAAGUAGAGGUUGGACUGGACCAGAAAUUAUCCAUGCCUGAUGACUCGUACGUUCUGGACUACUUUAAGAGCAUGAGCAAGUAUCUCCACACUGGAGCUCCAGUGUACUUUGUGGUAGAGGAUGGUCUCAAUUACAGUAGCACAGAGGACCAGAAUGUGGUGUGUGGAGGGGUGGGCUGCAACAACAACUCUCUGGUUCAGCAAGUCUAUGAAGCCUCACUCAUCAGCAAUUACACAACCAUUGCUACCACACCGUCUUCCUGGCUAGAUGACUACUUUGACUGGGUGAAGCCUCAGUCCACCUGCUGUCGAUACUACAACACCACUGGAGCCUUCUGCAAUGCAUCAGUGGUCAACGCAUCUUGUGUGGGCUGUCGGCCCAUGACUCCUAGUGGGAAGGAGAGGCCUGUAGGAGAAGACUUCAUGCGGUUUUUACCCAUGUUCCUGUCAGACAAUCCCAACCCCAAGUGUGGGAAAGGCGGCCAUGCAGCCUACGCUUCAGCAGUUGACCUGUAUCCCAACAACACAGGGGUUGGAGCCUCUUAUUUUAUGAGCUACCACACCAUACUGAAGGAAUCCCCAGACUUCAUAAAUGCUUUGAAAAAUGCACGAACUCUGGCUAACAGUAUCAGUCAGGUCACGAACCACAAAGUUUUUGCCUACAGUGUCUUCUAUGUGUUUUAUGAGCAGUACCUCACCAUUGUGUACGACACCGCUCUGAACUUAAGUCUGUCACUGGCAGCCAUAUUUGUGGUAACGGCAGUGUUGUUGGGUUUUGAGCUGUGGUUAGCUGUGAUCGUCAGCAUUACCAUCGCUAUGAUCCUGGUCAACAUGUUUGGCGUCAUGUGGCUGUGGGACAUCAGCCUGAAUGCAGUAUCCCUCGUCAACCUAGUCAUGAGUUGUGGUAUCUCUGUAGAAUUCUGCAGUCAUAUUGUGCGAGCUUUUUCCAUCAGCAUGAAGAAAAACCGAGUGGAACGGGCUGAGGAGGCUCUAGCUCACAUGGGCAGCUCCGUGUUCCGUGGAAUCACAUUAACAAAGUUCGGCGGUAUCUUAAUUCUGGCGCUUUCCAAGUCACAGAUCUUCCAGGUCUUCUACUUCAGGAUGUACUUGGCGAUAAUCCUGCUGGGUGCCACACACGGCCUCAUCUUCCUCCCUGUACUGCUCAGCUAUAUAGGUCCUUCAGUGAACAAAGCAAAGGUGUUUGCUGCUAAUCAGCGCUACGCAGGUACAGAAAAGGAGCGCCUCCUCAACUACUAGCAGGCGCUUUGGGACAAUGGAUUAUUUGUCUUGGAGAGACUGAGGGUGUGAGCGCAAGCUGCUUCUGCGAUUACUGACAUACAUGGUUGUUGCCACUACUAUGCACAGAUUUAACUCAGGAAGAUACUUGGGAUAAUAGUACUGAACGCCUUGUCCACCUGUAUACUCACUGGGUUCCUUCUUUGGACUUCCAUCAUUCCUACACUACAGGACAAGCAUGACUUUAGUAUUUAAAGUGUAAGUGACAUGCCAUGGAACAAAACAAAAAGAGGCUGUGGUAGAGACAUCAGUUUACAGAGAAAUCCUAGGUCAGAGUCAUAUACUACAAGCUAUUUUGCUUUGGGAAGAUUCAGAACGGAACAGGACUAAACCAAACCUUGGGACGCUAACUUUUAACAGUUUUAUCAUUUAAUAAAGUUAGAAAAGUAUGCAGUGGAGCCUGCUUCUCCUUGGUGUUUAGUGUAUUUAUCUGUACAAAUUUUUUUUUUUUUUUUGCCCACAAAUGUAGUACCUAUAGUAAUAGUUUUGCAGUUGUGCAUUUAAUUUAUCAUUAUGUACUUUUAAAAACAAACAAAAAAAAAAACUUUACUAAUCCCUGUGUGGGAAAUUUCUUACUGAUGGUGGUGCUGUCAGUCAUUGCCUGGCCAUCAGGGGCAACUCAGGGUUCAGUGUCUUGACCUGAGAACACUUCAGCAUGUGGACUGGGAAUCGACCGCUCUACUGCCUGAGCCACCUCCUGUUUGGGCUAGAAUGAGAUGUGAGUUACACACAAGAAACCACUGUAUGUUCCUCUUUAGGGAACAAUUUGAGCAAAAUGAACAGUAUUUUGUUCAUGAAAAAAUGAAACAAUAGUGGCUUCAGCUGUAGAAUAAAGCGCACACAAAUUGGUGGUCACUGUUCAGACUGACCACAGUGUGGCGCCUGAAUCUAUUCAUGGCUGCUGUGCCUGCAUCCUGCUCUCAGUAAUGUAAUGGGAGUGGCCUAAUUGUUGUGAAGAGAAGCAGCCUUGCAAUACCUUCACAUGUUCACUGAAACAAACUUCUGCAAGGUGCCAGUAUUUCAAAUAUAUUAACUAAAGCAUUUGAACAGAGCUGGUUGGUCAGCCUCUGAAUCUGCAGCUUUUGGAUAUUUACACCAAAGCUUUAGCAGCCAACAUUGACUCACAUCCCAUUCAAAAGUCGCUGCCAAAUUAGAGCUGUGUACUUCCUCUCAGUGUGUGUUGUUGUGACUGUCUAUCCAGCCCUGUUAUCACACAAACCUGCAGCUCAUGACUUAUUUAUCUGCUGCCCUGUGAGAGUAGCAACUGUUCUUUGAAUCUUGCUGAGAGAUUAAAAUAUUAAUUUCCUCUGCAGGAGAGAAUAUAAAGGUUGUGAGAGUAGUAUUAUGUAAAAUGUGCAGGGCUCACCUCUCACUAGGCUCUGACCUGACCCCAUCUUUUAUUGUGACACACAGAUUGCACAGCAAGGGUAGUGUAGUUCAGUAAAGUAUGAAAAACAUUUUAGGAGCAGAAAAGUAGAAGAAAGUAAAUUUAAUACUCACAAAUCCCAGGCUGCUGUGUUCUCCCUUUUGAACGACCGGUUUGGCUCUGUGACUUAUAGUCACUGGGAGGAAAACUUGAGUGUUGUUUGUGCUGAACCAUAGUUCAGAGUAUGUGGCCUUCUUGGAGAUGCUUGGCAGGGUCCUUGAAAGGGCACCUCCAUAGUUCUACUGUGGAACGUCAAUGCUCCUGUGAGCCAUGAUGGAGAAACCUGGGAGGAAUGGCCUGCCCAAUCUGAACCCGAAUAGUGUUUUGGUAUUGGACUUCUGGGCUAGUCAUGGAUUGGCCAUAAACACCAUGUUCAAGCAUAGGGUUGCUCAUAAGUGUACUUGGUACCAGAACACCUUAGGCCUUAGAUUGAUGAUCGACUUUGUUGUUGUAUCAUUGGAUCUAAAGCCAUAUGUCUUGGACACUCAGGUAAAAAGAGGAGCAGAGCUGUCACCUGAUCACCACCUGGUAGUGAGUUGGAUCAGAUGGCGGGGGAGGCUGCUGGACAGACCUGGCAAAACCAAAUGUGUAGUGAGGGUGCGUCUUCAGUGUCGCAUGGAGGUCAGGGAUGGUGCCUGUGGACUGGCAGACUGGGGUAGUGGGUCCCAUUUUUUUUUUAAAAAGGGGGACUGGAGAGUGUUCAGUUAUUGGGGUAUCACACUACUCAGCCUCCUUGGGAAAGCCUACACCAGGGUCCUGGAAAGGAGGCUCCAACCGAUUGUUGAACCUCUGAUUCAGGAGGAACAAUGUGUAUUCUGUCUAGAUUGUAGAACAACGGAUCAAGUGUUUACCCUUGUGAGGUUACUGUGUCAAGGAGGGACUAGUCUCAAGGGUGAUGACGUUUGAUAUUCCUACAACCUCUGCAGUCUCACUUAGAGACGGCCUUUUUAUGUAAAAGCUUUAAAAAAAAUGAGCAGGGUAUACAAAGAAAAGUGGACUUUUAAAAACAAAAAGGUAUAUCAACAACCCUACAAGUCAAACUCAGUAACAUGCCCCUUUAAUAAGCAACUAUCUUGAAAGGGUAAGUAAACUACUCUGACAACAGGCUCCAGCCAUGUGUAUGGUACUGCAAAAACAGCUGUUCUUCUUAACUUCUGAGGCUAAUCUAUUAAAGUAUACUCUGUUCAAAGCUAGGCCUGCACCUGUGCCUGUUGUCCUUGAACUCACACUGGGGCCUCUA